AUGGAGAAACUGUCGGAAAAUGCUCUUCUGCGGAUCGCAGAGAAUAUAGAGCGGGCUGUUGACGAUGAGAUGGAACAUAUAGAUAACUUGGAUGAUGACGAAUUGAUGGAACUCCGACGCAAGCGUCUGAAGGCACUAAGAGAGAUGGGAGAGCGUCGAGACGCGUGGUUGAGAAAGGGGCAUGGCCAACUGCAAGAAAUGGCAGACCCAAAGGAGUUUUUUAAUGCUGUGGAACAAUCUGAACGUGUCGUUCUCCACUUUAUGAGAAGAAGCACCUUGCGUUGUUCUAUCCUGGAGCGACACCUUCGAGCUAUUGCAUCAAAGCAUUUUGAGACACGAUUCUGCUACGUUGAUGUUGAGAGACUUCCCGCUCUUGCUGAACGAUUUAACGUAAUGAUGUUACCGACGUUGAUGCUUAUUGAGAACAAGAAAACGUUUUACAGCAUUAUUGGUUUUGAUGAGUUUGGGGGAACUGAUGAUUUUUCAACAGAUACUGUUGUAAAGGUGCUUUCUCACUAUGGCAUGGUAAACGAACGUGGCAUGUUUUCAGAUGAUCAAAGUGCCGAAUAG
Molecule: messenger RNA, 570 nt
Organism: Trypanosoma cruzi
Lineage: Eukaryota; Euglenozoa; Kinetoplastea; Trypanosomatida; Trypanosomatidae
Product: ATP binding protein-like protein, putative
Exons: 1
Coding region: 1-570 (189 amino acids)
Biological process (GO): microtubule cytoskeleton organization
Cellular component (GO): cytoplasm
Source: RefSeq, a predicted model, not a curated record